AUGAAGCAGCAGAAUACUGAGACACCAUUGGAGCCGUCGGCCUCGGCCCCUGCGCUGGCGGUCCUGCAUAAAGACCUCUUCUCCCUGCUCACGCUCAUCUACGCGGCGACAACGAAGCUUACACUCAGCCUCCGCGCUGAAGAACCGGCUUACAGGGCGGCGCUAGGUCCGCUUCAGGAUCUAACCACCAAUAUAUCCGCAAUCGCGACCUGCGCGACACUGUUCGAUGCCCACGGCCUCACGCUCGCAUCCGACGUCAAACAAGUCGUGAGGGAAGUAUGCAUCGCGCUGAGCGCGCUCGGGCAUACCCUCCUAGUAGACGGCGAUGAUCAUCUGGUGCACACUGGCAUGGUGCACGAACUGGUUGACAAAGCGAAGCGCGAUCUGCCUGCGGAUAACCGAGCCGCUGUGAAGAAGCGGUGGGCUUCCGACAGAGGGAUGCUGGAGGAUUCACUCCAAGACGUCACCAGUAUGAUUGAAGACAACGACGCCGAGGACGAGUUCGACGAAUUCGAUGAUGAGCUCGACGACCUCGGAUUGGGCUCAAGCAAAAAGAUGUCGGAGGUAGAGUUGGCGCGUACAAAAAAGAUACAGCCCCUUAUCCGCUUCACUACCCUGCUGCAUAAGCGAGUGCAGCUGGAUAUCCUAGCAAAGCCGUCACUAGAACCGACAAGCAGCGUCAUCCUCGACUCGCUUCCUUCCCACUCGCAUGCAAUCCUCGUAGCACUGGAGGACACCGUCGCUACAUUGUAUGCGCCUCAGGAUCCUUCAGCAAUUGCCUCAGCGAUCUCUCCAUUGGCGAAGUCAAUAGAAGAGCUGCGGUCCGCGCUUUCACCGAUGUUGCCUCCGGCGCUAAGCGCGACGGAGGUCGCCUCAGGAGGCGCAUCAACGGAGGCAAGAGGUCCACAGAAGGACGUACGGAAAUGGUUCACCGCUUGCUUUGAUCAGAUCGACAGGCUGUCGCACAACCUUCGGGACGCACUAGCACAGGAGAGCUCCAAUUCGACAUAG
Rhodofomes roseus is the source of this 1011-nucleotide messenger RNA. RefSeq lists its product as uncharacterized. NCBI's taxonomy places the organism in Eukaryota, Fungi, Basidiomycota, Agaricomycetes, Polyporales, Fomitopsidaceae. Gene Ontology annotation, biological process: regulation of cell cycle. The coding region runs from base 1 to 1011 and encodes 336 amino acids. The transcript has 2 exons. The record is from RefSeq and is a predicted model, not a curated record. Gene Ontology annotation, cellular component: nucleus.